AUGGCGGGAAAACACUCAUCGGACAACUUGAGUCCGGACAAAGCUGGAUUCAAGGCAGAAUUGGAAAGAGAAGGUGAAGACACACUCCUUUGUGACGAUGAUGUGAACAACAACUGAGUCCUAAGGACAAUUCCUGUCGCUUCAGCAAAAGCCAAUGACUUGUUGGAAUCGACACUGUUCAAGCUUAAUGACAACAUGUUGUCAGUAUCUCAGGCUAUGAGCUUGAUAAAGAAACCCUUGCUCGAUUUGUUGAUGGCCAGAGACACUGGAAAAGGCCAAGAGUUGAUGAAUUGUCUGACUCAGACACCGACUCGAAUAAUGACGCUUCUGAAUCAGACAGGGACACGCGGCUUUAAAAAAGGAGAGCAGAGUAACCCGACAUGGGAGCUGAAAGAUGAUUUGCUCAACACGAUAGCAAACGAUCUCAAUGCUGACGAGUAA
Molecule: messenger RNA, 441 nt
Organism: Porites evermanni
Lineage: Eukaryota; Metazoa; Cnidaria; Anthozoa; Scleractinia; Poritidae
Source: the annotation of a GenBank genome assembly